This is a messenger RNA of Elephantulus edwardii (Cape elephant shrew), 5741 nucleotides long. RefSeq names its product myotubularin related protein 4 (gene MTMR4). Lineage: Eukaryota; Metazoa; Chordata; Mammalia; Macroscelidea; Macroscelididae. The record is from RefSeq and is a predicted model, not a curated record. Gene Ontology annotation, biological process: dephosphorylation; regulation of autophagy. The coding region runs from base 105 to 3695 and encodes 1196 amino acids. The transcript has 19 exons. Gene Ontology annotation, molecular function: protein phosphatase binding; metal ion binding; phosphatidylinositol-3,5-bisphosphate 3-phosphatase activity.
CCUCGGCAGCUGCGGGAGACGGAAGUGGUGAGAGCGCGGCCUCCGAGGGUCGGGCGGACACCGCCUGGUGGGAAGCAGGCAGCCAGAACCCUCACCACGGUAGAAUGGGUGAGGAGGGGCCCCCCAGCCUGGAGUACAUCCAAGCCAAGGAUCUAUUCCCCCCAAAGGAACUAGUGAAGGAGGAAGAAAAUCUGCAGGUGCCCUUCACAGUGCUGCAGGGUGAGGGAGUAGAGUUCUUAGGCCGAGCCGCUGAUGCCCUCAUUGCCAUCUCCAACUACCGGCUGCACAUCAAGUUCAAGGACUCUGUCAUCAACGUUCCCCUCCGGAUGAUUGACAGCGUGGAGAGCCGUGAUAUGUUCCAGUUACACAUUGCCUGCAAGGACUCCAAAGUGGUGAGGUGCCACUUCUCCACUUUCAAGCAGUGCCAAGAGUGGCUGUCACGGCUCAGCCGAGCCACAGCAAGACCUGCCAAGCCUGAGGACCUCUUUGCCUUUGCCUACCACGCCUGGUGCCUGGGGCUGACUGAGGAGGACCAGCACACCCACCUGUGUCAGCCAGGUGAGCACAUACGAUGUCGGCAGGAGGCAGAGCUUGUGAGGAUGGGCUUUGACCUGCAGAAUGUCUGGAGGGUCUCACACAUCAAUAGCAACUACAAAUUAUGUCCCAGUUACCCUCAGAAGCUGCUGGUUCCUGUUUGGAUCACAGAUAAAGAGCUAGAGAACGUGGCUUCCUUCCGCUCCUGGAAGCGGAUUCCUGUGGUUGUGUAUAGACACCUGCGCAAUGGAGCCGCUAUUGCCCGUUGCAGCCAGCCCGAGAUCAGCUGGUGGGGCUGGCGCAAUGCUGAUGAUGAGUACUUGGUCACAUCCAUUGCCAAAGCCUGUGCCCUGGACCCAGGAACGAGGGCCACUGGGAACUCUUCCAGCACCGGGAAUAGUGAUACGAGCGAGGCGUGUGACACUGACUUUGAUUCCUCCCUGACUGCAUGCUCUGGGGUAGAGAGCACAAUGGCUCCGCAGAAGCUGCUAAUCCUGGAUGCUCGCUCCUACACGGCAGCAGUGGCCAACCGGGCCAAGGGUGGAGGUUGUGAAUGUGAAGAGUACUAUCCCAACUGUGAGGUGGUGUUCAUGGGAAUGGCCAACAUCCACGCAAUACGGAACAGCUUCCAAUACCUCCGAGCUGUGUGUAGCCAGAUGCCAGAUCCCAGCAAUUGGUUGUCUGCCCUGGAGAGCACCAAAUGGCUGCAGCACUUGUCAGUGAUGCUGAAGGCGGCUGUACUGGUGGCGAAUACAGUAGACCGUGAGGGCCGGCCUGUGCUGGUACACUGCUCGGAUGGCUGGGACCGGACGCCACAGAUUGUAGCCUUGGCCAAAAUACUGCUGGACCCAUAUUAUAGGACAUUGGAGGGCUUCCAAGUGUUAGUGGAGUCCGACUGGCUGGAUUUUGGGCACAAAUUUGGAGAUCGCUGUGGCCACCAGGAGAAUGCAGAAGAUCAAAAUGAACAAUGUCCUGUGUUCCUCCAGUGGCUUGACUCCGUUCAUCAGCUGCUCAAGCAGUUCCCCUGUCUGUUUGAGUUUAAUGAAGCAUUCCUGGUAAAACUGGUUCAGCACACCUAUUCCUGCCUCUAUGGCACAUUUCUGGCCAAUAAUCCAUGUGAGCGAGAGAAGCGCAACAUCUACAAGCGGACCUGCUCUGUGUGGGCUCUCCUACGAGCUGGCAAUAAGAACUUCCAUAACUUCCUCUAUACACCGAGCGCAGACAUGGUCUUGCAUCCCGUGUGUCAUGUUCGGGCCCUGCACCUCUGGACAGCUGUUUAUCUGCCAGCUUCAUCUCCAUGCACACAAGGGGAGGAAAACAUGGAUCUUUACCUUUCCCCUGUGACUCAGAGCCAGGAGUUCUCUGGCCGUUCUCUGGACAGAUUGCCUAAAACCAGAUCCAUGGAUGAUCUUCUUUCUGCCUGUGACACAGCCAGCCCCUUGACUCGCACAUCCAGUGACCCUAACCUAAAUAACCACUGUCAGGAGGCGAGAGGAGGCCUGGAGCCCUGGCACAGCAAUCCCGAAGGAGCAGAGACAACACUGGUGGAAGCUGGGGCAGGAGGUCCUCAGCAGAUUGUAGGAGAAAUAGGUCUUCCUCCCCCUCCAUCUAGCAGCCAGAAAGACUACUUGAGCAAUAAACCUUUCAAGAGUCACAAAAGUUGUUCUCCAAGUUACAAACUGCUUAAUACCGCAGUGCCCCAGGAAGUGAAGAGCAGCACAUCUGAUCUUGAGAUCAAAGACUUGGAAGAGACUAAGGUACCAGCCCCAGACCCUCCUGCCCAGGAUGGGCUGAGUAGGACUUUGGAUAGUGACAGGGAGGAGCCAUCUGAACACUGUCUUGAAAUAGAUGCUGUCAGUGCCUUUUCUAAGGUCAUUGUCAGCAAGGGUGAUGGAAUUUGUGAUUUUCCUGCAUCUUCCCAGAACUGCCUUAUAGACGCCUCCCUGCAAGCCCAGCUAGACUCCAUACCUGAUGUACCCUCCAAUUGUGCUUCAGAUCCCAGUCUGGGCACCCUUUGUAACCCAGUGAAUGCUGCCUGCCAAACUCCUCUGGGCCGAAGGCCUGGCUCUCUCAACCAAGAUCCACCAGAAUCUGUGGCAAGUACCUCCCACCAGGAACACCCCAGUUUUGUGCCAGAUCUGAUGCAUGAAGAGGAAGAUUCUGGCAAAAGAGGGACUAGUAGGAAUGGGCAAUUACUGGAAGAUCCUCGCUUUGGGAAAAUGCCAUUGGAAUUGGUUCGAAAGACAAUUUCUCAGAGCCAGAUCAGUGAGUUCUCUUUUCUAGGGUCCAACUGGGACAGCUUCCAAGGGUUGGUUACUUCAUUCCCAAGUGGAGAGAUCACUCCUCGGCGGCUGCUGUCCUAUGGCUGUUGCAACAAGAAGUCAAACAGCAAGCAGAUACGGGCAACAGGGCCCUGCUUUGGGGGCCAGUGGGCUCAGAGGGAAGGUGUGAAGUCACCUGUUUGUUCUAGUCAUUCCAGCGGACAUUGUACUGGCCCAGGAGGAAAGAAUCGGAUGUGGUUGUCUGGUCACCCAAAGCAAGUCUCUAGUACAAAGUCUGUUCCCCUGAGCUGCCCUUCUCCAGUGCCUCCUCUCUACCUGGAUGAUGAUGGACUCCCCUUUCCCACGGAUGUGAUCCAGCAUAGAUUACGACAGAUUGAAGCAGGUUACAAGCAGGAGGUGGAACAGCUACGCCGUCAGGUGCGUGAGCUUCAGAUGAGGCUGGAUAUCCGUCAUUGCUGUGCCCCUCCGGCAGAGCCCCCCAUGGACUAUGAGGAUGAUUUUACGUGUUUGAAGGAGUCAGAUGGCAGUGACACAGAGGAUUUUGGUUCUGAUCACAGUGAAGACUGCCUUUCAGAAGCAAGCUGGGAACCUGUUGAUAAGAAAGAAACUGAGGUGACUCGCUGGGUUCCUGAUCAUAUGGCAUCGCAUUGCUAUAACUGUGACUGUGAAUUCUGGUUGGCCAAACGAAGACAUCAUUGCAGAAAUUGUGGGAAUGUAUUUUGUGCUGGAUGCUGCCACCUGAAGCUGCCCAUUCCUGAUCAACAACUCUAUGACCCAGUUCUCGUCUGUAACUCAUGUUACGAACACAUCCAAGUAUCUCGUGCCAGGGAACUCAUGAGCCAACAUCUGAAGAAGCCCAUUGCUACAGCUUCCAGCUGAAUGCCAGAGAAGAUGACCUGUCCAAUUUUAGCAGGUUUGAAGGGAGGAUCUGCUUCAGGUGUAGUUUUGAAGGUUCCUUGUUGUGGCUCAUGAAAUCACAGAGCUCAAAGAUGCCGUCUUGAGAAAUCCUCCUUGAUUCUAUGAGACUGGAGCAGAGGAAUUCCAACUUGGCAGGAGGUCCUCUACUGAGACCCUUACUUUGGGGUAAGGGUCUUGAUCUAGACCCAGAGCCUGGAAACUUAGUGUUGAGUUGGUCACUCCAGCUUCUUUCUCCAGGGGCUUACAAAAGUGAUGAUUUCAUAGAUAAUUCCUGGUGCAAAGUGCCCCAAACAGCAAUAGAAAGGCAUAUGUAUAACCAAACUCCAAGUGAUAACCAGACCCAUCUCUCCUCCACCUUGAAAAAAGCAGAUUAUAGUAUAUAUGAUAGGAAUUUCUGUCCUAUUUGAGAUGAACUAUACCCCGCACCUCUGUGCUCUGUGUCUGUGCAUGAAGGCUCAGUCUUUAGAGGCACUUCCUCUAGUUGUAUUAGUUCUGUUUUUCGGUGGAGUCUGGUUUAAAGACUGGUUCAGUAAGUGGAGAUUUUGGUGUAUUUUUCACUUGGGUCAUCGAACAGCAUCAGUGAACAUACAGUUUAGGGAGGAGAGUACUAGGGAAUACGACAUUUUUGAGAGGAGGAGAAAACUCUGGCAAAAAUUCUUUUGAGCUGUGAAGACAGUGGCCUCUGUUAACUCAGUGGCAGCUCUUGAGGUAUGCACUGUGAAAAAUGAGGAAAUGGGAAAAGCGAAAAAUGAUCCUUGUGAAGUAUCUGCUGAGUUGUCCUCUAUCAUUUGCACCAGACUUUUCCUAGUUGUCUUGGUGCUAACACAGGAGCUACACCUUGAUUCUCCCUGGCAUGAAAAGAAAACAUUUUUGUUUUGUCCCAUCAUCCACCUCUCCCAUGUUGUCUUUCCCUUGGCUGCUGCCUCCUCUGGGUCACACUGCUUCUUAUCCUGAACACUUGACACCUUGAGGGUAGAAUUUAGCAUUUGAUUUUUACCUCCUGGAUUAUGCUGUUUGGUAUGUGAGGGUUUCAGUACAAAUGCUGCUGUCUAUUUCUGUGCACUUAACAAUGGAACCCAAACAGAAGAGAAUAAAGCAUUGAUACCAAAAUUGGGAGAGAAAAUGUGUCCAUUAGGACCAAACAUUGUAUUAUUAUUAUUUUUUUCAUCUUAAUAUGUACCAGUGGCACUUAACCAAAAGAUAACAGUGAUAGCCAUGUAAUGUGGUUGGGACAGAUACAGUCUCCUGGGCCUAUAAUGAAACUACUACAGUUUCUUUGUACAUUUUCUUUUUGGUGUAUAAAAGAUGAAUUACAUUUAGGCUUAUGUUGUUUUAAAACUAUGAUAGUCAUCUAACUGCUACUUUCAAGAAAAAAAAAUCAUUUGAAAAGAACUAGAAUCUACAUUUAGAACAAGAAUUGCUAUUUGUUCUGACAUUUUUCUUCAGUCCUACAGAGAAGCAUUUGUGCUUUUAUACUUGCCAUGGAUGUAACCUAAAAAGUUUUGGCAUAUUUAGGUCAGCCUAGCAGAACUUUUUUUCCCUCUCAUUUAGAUGGAAUAAUGGAGAUUUUGUGUCUGAGAAAUUCCUGAAAUCAUUGAAAAAGUAACAAAAUAUUCCUUGUCUCUGAUACAUAAAAUGUGUGUCUAAGCAUUUUCUCAAUCAUUCAGAUUUACUGCCAAUCAUGAGUGGCUUUUUAAGUAACCUUCAUUGCACUUAACUCUGCCCAAUUUCAGGGGGAGUAAGAUAGUGUCAUUUAGAGAGACUGUAUCUGUCUACUUUGUGUGGCUGUUGGAGGGACUGUCCCAUCAGUGAACAAACUGCAUGGCCUUGGAGAGAGACUGGGCUCUCAGCUCAGAUGUAUUCAUCAAAUACUCCUUUCAGAGCUCUUGUGGGUGUAAGUGACAUGAUGUGGCCAAAAAUCCAAACUGUGCAGUCGCGUUGUGACAAACAUACAAUGUGCUGUAAAAACUCAAUACAAUUUAAAUAAAAUCUCUAUAUUAGUGCUGC